Drosophila hydei is the source of this 5328-nucleotide messenger RNA. It is a transcript of the gene Psc, whose product is annotated as polycomb group protein Psc. Gene Ontology annotation, biological process: negative regulation of transcription by RNA polymerase II. The transcript has 5 exons. Gene Ontology annotation, molecular function: metal ion binding; promoter-specific chromatin binding. Gene Ontology annotation, cellular component: PRC1 complex. NCBI's taxonomy places the organism in Eukaryota, Metazoa, Arthropoda, Insecta, Diptera, Drosophilidae. The record is from RefSeq and is a predicted model, not a curated record. Bases 261 to 5036 code for a protein of 1591 amino acids.
ACGAAGAAUAUAUAUGUAUAUGCAUUUGUGUGUAUGUAUUUGUGAAAGUGUGCGUGAGCAAAUAUGCCAAUAACUGCACUUUGAAUUAUUACAACAACAAUAUCAACGGCUGCAUCGCGUUUUGGAUUACGUUUACUUCUUGCAGCAAUUGGAUAAAAACAACAACAAAAUGCCGCGCAUUCAACUGGAUUAGCAGUCAAAUCUUUACACAGAAAACAAAAGCGAAUUUUAGCGCAACUUCUAUUAUUAUUAUUAUUAUUAUGAUGACGCCGGAGUCGAAGGCAACGGCAACAACAACAAUGGCGCAUGCACAAAAGCCAGCUGCUGCGUCGGCGUCGCAGUCGCAGCAUUUAUCAACACUGGCAAUGGCGACCAAAGCAACAAAAGCGGGCAAAAGCUUUGUCAGCAAUGCAAAUAGCAACAAUAACAACAACAACAAUAGCAGCAAAAAGCUUGCAAUAAAUAUAACGGCGACAAGUGUUGAUAAAAUGCAAAUGCAAAAGCAACAAAAGCAACAACAACAACAGCAGCAGCAGCAGCAACAGCAAAAGAGCGCAGCAAACAGCAUUAAAGUAAAAAGUGAAAACACAACAACAACUACUGCAACAGGCGCAACUAAUGCAUUCACAACAACAAACACAAAGUCGAUGCAUGCUUGCAACAACAACAACAACAUUAAGAAAGAAGCAACACCUCCAGCCGCCACAGCAGCAACAACAACAACAACAACUGCUGCUGUUGCAGAGGGUUCGCAUAACAACAACAACAACAGUUCAUCAUUUGCCUCGUCAUGCUCAUCAUCAUCCUCCUCCUCAUCAUCGUCAUCCUCGUCGUCGUCUUCUUCAUCCGCCUGGUCCAACAUUGAGGAUGCGAACAGCAACGGUGGCGCCUCCGCCGACGAAGAGCACUGCUCCAACGAAGAGGCGCCACAAGCGGCUGCAACAACGGCAACGACAACAUUGAUGAUGACAACGCCACGCCCCGUGCUUCUAACGGCCGUCAAUGCGCACAUCAUCUGCCACUUGUGCCAGGGCUAUCUGAUCAAUGCGACGACCAUCGUGGAAUGUUUGCACUCGUUCUGCCACAGUUGCCUCAUCAAUCACCUGCGCAAGGAGCGCUAUUGUCCUCGCUGCGAGAUGGUCAUCAACAAUGCCAAGCCCAACAUCAAAUCCGAUACCACAUUGCAGGCGAUUGUCUAUAAGCUCGUGCCUGGUCUCUAUGAACGUGAACUCAUGCGUAAGCGCGCUUUCUACAAGGAUCGUCCACAGGAGGCGGCAUUGGCCACGCCCGAACAGCGAGGCGAUGAUACCGAGCAUCUGAUAUUCAGUCCCUCCGAUGAUAUGUCCCUGUCGCUGGAGUAUGCGGAACUUGGUGAAUUGAAUAUCGAUUCGGAGCUGGAAUUCGGUGACACAUUGCGUCCACGUUACCUUCAAUGUCCGGCCAUGUGCCGUGUUAGCCAUUUGAAGAAGUUCGUCUACGAUAAGUACGAAAUUGAUGCUCACAACUUCAGCAUCGACAUCAUGUACAAGGUGAAGACAAUUGCGCUGCAGGACUACUAUACGCUUAUGGAUAUCGCGUAUAUAUAUACGUGGAAGCGGGAUGCGCCGAUGCGUUUCUAUUUUCGUGUCUACGAAUCGCCAAAGAAGCCGCUGAUAAAGCCUGCCCCAAUCGUGGUUAAGCCACAGAUACUGCCGCUCAAACAGGAGCUGGUUUCGCCUGGAACCACGCCCCCAACGCCUCCUUUGGUUGUCAAAGUGCCCACACUCUCACCGCCAGCAAUUGUUGCAGCAGCUCCGCCAACUCCGUCUCCUGCUCAGUCGCCACGCAUCAAAGUGGAGCAGCCGCAGGAAGAAUUUCGCAUUGCUCCCAAGUUGGCUUCACCCACUGAGCAGUCGCUCAAGCUGGUCAUCAAUCGUAAUGUGCUGGAGAAGCACGAGAAGCAUCAGCAUCCACAUCAGCAUCAGCAUCAUCAUUCGCCAAAGUCGAAUUCUAAGAGUCCGACGACCAAGUGCCCUCCACCUCAAUCGCCUGGCAGCUACAACAAGGAGGAGCCCAACAUCAAGCUGAAGAUUGAUCUGUCCAAACAGAAUAGUGUUACCAUCAUCAAUAUGUCCGAUCCAGACCGCAAGGAGAUUGUCAAGCCGCUCAAGCCGGAGAAGGAAUCGCGCUCCAAGAGCAAAAAGGACAAGGAUGGCAGUCCCAAGUCAUCGUCCAACGGCAGCAGCCCUUCCUCCUCAUCCAGCGAACGGAAGCGCAAGAGUCCAUCCCCAUUGACUGUGCCGCCCUUGACUAUUCGCACGGAGCGCAUCCUGAGUCCCAACGGUGUUAGCACAGUGCUUAGUCCACGCGUCACUAGCGGCGCCUGCCUGGAGGAUCCCAAAUCGGAGUUUCUCAAGUCGUUUGCUUUGACGCCCAUUAAAGUGAAACUCGAGUCGCCGGAGAAGCAAGCACAGCCCAAGCACAAUGGCGUUGCUGCUGCGGCCGCUGCACCAGCUAACAAAUCCAAGGCACACUUGGAUGAUAGCCUGCUGAUGAAGCCGCCCAGCGCCAUGCCACCCAAAUCGAUUGCCUCCUCCAAGCGCAAGAGCAAGGAGCCCGUCAAGGCUCUGUCCAAGAAACCCAAGCUGUCACCCCCAUUGCCACGCGAGGAUUUCAAGAUACGUCUGACCGCGCCCACUGUCAGCUCCAGCAACUGUCCGUCGCCACCUGCAGCCACCGACAAACCACUGAUGCCCCCGCCACCUGCCAAGCCGCCACUAGCACGUCACAACAGCAGCAGCAACAAGGUGGGAAAUGUCCCGCAGACGCCACAGUUGCCACUUUAUGCACCCCAGCAUCAUGCACAUCCACUGCAGCAGCAACAGCAGCAACAGCAACCGCAUUAUCAGCAACAACCGCAUCAUGCCGGACUGCAAAUGUCUGCACCUGGCAAUCGCACGCCCAUUGCCAAGCGCUAUCAACCCAUACUGCCGAAAGCCGCGCGGCCAAAUCCUUUUGCCAACAUACCCAGCGAUGUGAAUCGUUUGCUCAAGGAUGCGGGCACCGAAAUCAAGACCAUAGGCGGUCAGAGCAAGUCGCAUGUCUAUGGACCCAAACAGGGACAAGCCGAACACAAAAUGGGACCGCCGCCAGUGCCUAAGACAAACAACAACAACAACAACAGCAACAACUCUAGCAACAACAACAAUAGCAACUCUAGUAACAAGUCAAACAACUAUUUAAAUUUGGCCUUGUUCAAUGCCAGCAAGUCGAAGGGCAAAGAGGCGCCACCCGGUUGCCGCACGCCCAUGUACACGCCCAAUUCGCCCAUCUAUUCGCCCAGCUCGCCGCAAUAUGUGCCCAACUAUAAUAUACCGACCAUGCCCACCUACAAGUAUACGCCCAAGCCUACAAACACGGCCGCAACAACAACAACAACGGCAGCAACAACAGCUGCAACAACAACAGCGACAACAAAUGCCAGCAACUAUUUGCAGAGCAUGCUCAAUGGCGCUGCUGGCGGCGGUUUGGGCGGCGGCCUCUUCCCCAGUCCACCCACCAAAGCCGACCAGAAUACCAAUCCCGUUGCCGAGGAUGCGCCCGAGAAGCAGCAAGUCAAGGUGAAGUCAUUGCUCAACUCAUGCAACAUCAAUAUACCGUCAUCGCUGUCGAUAACCAUAUCACGAGAUAACGGCGAUGCCUCCUCGCCCAGCAGUGGCGCCCACGCCAAGCACAAGAGUCCUGUGAACAAUUACAUUGAGAUUGUCAAGCUGCCCGAUCAGCCAGCCGUGACCGUGGAGAAGGAGAAGGAGCGCGAGAAGGUAACACCAAUGCCGCCCGUCAAGCUGCCUGCACCGCCCAGCAAGACAAUACCGUCGCCUCAGCAUUUGCUGGCCCGGCUCACGCCUCCGUCAGCUGUCACCACUGCUGUGCCGCCGAAGACAUCGCCGAAGGCAACGCCCACGCACAAACCGGUGCUGCAGCCACAGCAAAUGGACAGCAAAAAGACGCCCAGCCCGGAGAAGCGCAGCAGCCAACACUCGCCCAAUGCCAGCGAGAACAAGUCCCCCAAAGCGGGCCAAGCAGGAGGAAAUGCAGCAGGUGCUGCUGCUGCUUCUUCUUCUUCGCCAUCUACAGCCUGCGGGGAGACGGCAGCCAAAAAGUUUCGACCCAUUUUGCCGCGCCAGAACUCCGCUGCAGCUAGCUGCAACAGUUCCGAAUUGCCUGCCACCAAGCUGCAACAUUUGCCAGCGCCAACUACAGCUGCUACUGCUGCUGCUGCAGCUGCCUACGGCUUUGUCAACAACAAAGUCAACAAGGUGCCCGCUAGCAAAAAGUCACCCAACAAUGCCGCAAAUCUUGCACACGCCAAUGUCAAUGGCAAUGGCAAUGGCCACGGCAACGGCAACGGCAGUCAGGCCUUGAUCAAAGCCAGCUCCAAUGCAGCUAAGCGCAACAGCAGCGGCAACAGCAAGCAGCAGAUGACGCCAACCAAUCCGAAUCUAAAGCUAAUGGCACCACCGGCACACCCACAUACGCAUCUAAAUACACCGCUGGGCAUUGCAUCGAGCGCCAAUCAGCUGAACUUCUUCAAGGAGAAUCUAAUGCGCGCCCAGGCGGCCGCAGCGACAAAUCCGUCGAAUCUCUUAUUCAACUUUGCGCCCGCCGUCUACAGCUAUCAGCAGGCCUGCCUCAUGGAGCAAUUGUCGCGCAUGCAACGCGCCGGCCACGAGGUCUUCAAUGAUUACCUGCAAAAGGUGAGGAGCGCAGCGGGUGGAACAAACGAGGGAGCUGGCGGUGAGCACACGCAGCAGCUGGUGAUGCCGAUGCUGCCCAAUGUAACGCUGCCAACGCCGCCAUCCACGCAUCAGCCUUUAACACUGGCAGCCAGCCCCAAAAGUUCGCCACAUGCAACGAAUAAAUUGACCCCAGCAGCGACGCCGAAAGGCAACAGCAACAACGGCAGCAGCGGCGGCAGUGGCAAGUCAGCAGCAACCAGCAGCAGCAGCAACAACAACAACAACAACAACUCCCUUUCGCUAGCCAAAAGCAAGUGAAGCAGGCGGAAACCCACCCAACACCCACCUAGCAGAAAAAGCAACCCCCAGCAAAGCCACGUUCGACCCUCGUUUUUGUGGGCGAAAGCUGUGCACUAAUUAAUAUUUAAAGAGGUUUUUUGUUUUGUUUUUAGUUCUAUAAACAAACCGUUAUUUUGUAUAUAUACAUUGCAUAUAAGCUGUAAAUAUACAUCAUACGAUUGAAGUAACAUAUAUAACUAGAUAUAUAUAUAUAUAUAGAUAUAUAAGCUUAUACGAUAGCAAGAGACAGCGAUUCAGAAUCAAUAAAACU